Messenger RNA from Ipomoea nil (Japanese morning glory), 1117 nucleotides. RefSeq names its product gibberellin 2-beta-dioxygenase 8-like. NCBI's taxonomy places the organism in Eukaryota, Viridiplantae, Streptophyta, Magnoliopsida, Solanales, Convolvulaceae. The record is from RefSeq and is a predicted model, not a curated record. Bases 141 to 1067 code for a protein of 308 amino acids. The transcript is spliced from 3 exons.
GGGCCACAAAAAGUUAAAAUACGACCCUGGACAUCGGAGAAUCAUCGGAUCCACCAUUCGAGGAGGCGUACAAGAAACUUUUUGACGAAUUUAACCCGCAGAGAUUAAGCGAAGGGGACGAGGUUUUGGUGGGGGAUGAAAUGGAGCUUCCAUUGAUUGAUCUGGAAGAGCUGAGCCGAGGAGAAAUGGCAAGAGAGGAGUGCAAGAAGAAGAUCGCCAGAGCUUCUCAGGAGUGGGGUUUCUUCCAGGUCGUGAACCACGGAAUUUCACGGGAGAUAUUGGAGACGAUGAGGAAAGAAGAAGUGAAGCUGUUCAAGAGAACGUUCAAGGAGAAGGCUAUGGCGGACAAGAUGUUCAACUUCUCGGAGGGGAGUUACCGGUGGGGAUCACCGUCUGCUUCGCGCCUGAGAGAGUUCUCUUGGUCGGAAGCUUUUCACGUCCAGCUCAGCGAUAUCUACGCCGACGGCGACUCACCGGCAGCUGCCUCAAUGCCCAACCACCACCUCAGCUCAAUAAUGCGACAGGUGGCGACAUCUUUGUACGAGCUAGGGCAAAAGUUGGCUGCAAUCUUGGCGGAGAAGGUGGGCCACAGCCCGACAUACUUCCAAGAAACAUGUUUGCUGACCCACUCUUACAUUCGAAUGAAUCGUUAUCCUCCACGCCCCAACACCUUUGGCUUUGGUUUGAUGCCUCAUACGGACAGCGACUUCCUCACCAUUCUGCACCAGGAUGACGUGGCUGGAUUGCAGCUUGUCAAACAUGGAAAAUGGGUGUCCGUUAAACCCAACCCAGAUGCACUUGUUAUCAACAUUGGUGAUUUGUUUGAGGCGUGGAGUAAUGGGAUUUAUAGGAGCGUUGAGCAUCGAGUUGUUACUAAUAGUACGAGGGAGAGAUUCUCAACCGCUUUUUUCUUGUGUCCAUCGUAUGAUACAGUGAUUAGCUCUCCUUUUGAGCCUUGUUUAUACAGGAGAUUCACUUUUAGGGAGUUCAAGGAGCAGGUCGGAGAGGAUGUAAAAAAAAUUGGUCAUAAAGUGGGCCUUUCUAGGUUUCUUGUACGUUGUGACUAAUCAUUCAUAACUUACAAUUUUGCCCAUCUGUACUACUAGUUAUUGAUCCA